Triplophysa dalaica is the source of this 1673-nucleotide messenger RNA. It is a transcript of the gene nudt6, whose product is annotated as nudix (nucleoside diphosphate linked moiety X)-type motif 6. The record is from RefSeq and is a predicted model, not a curated record. Gene Ontology annotation, molecular function: ADP-ribose diphosphatase activity; NADH pyrophosphatase activity; NAD binding. Lineage: Eukaryota; Metazoa; Chordata; Actinopteri; Cypriniformes; Nemacheilidae. The transcript is spliced from 5 exons. Bases 125 to 1006 code for a protein of 293 amino acids.
CGCGAGAGCGACAAGAAACUGCACGGAGCAGUCUGACAUCGCGAGACUUUAAAUGACCCUAACUGUUAAUAGUGAGCGUAUAAUACGGCAACUACGGUACGUGAGGUUGUUUUAGUGUUGGAUAAUGUCUGCGGUCCUCUGUAGGGCUCUUAGAGUCAGUAAGUUUAUUUCUGUCGGGGCGCUUCGGUUCAGCUCCGGCUGUGAGCAGCGGCUCCGCGGUUCUCUGCUCUCCGGGGAUGUGGAUCGGUUCGGUGGUGUGACCGUGCGCGACUUUCCUCCGCAAAUAAACGAGGACGAGUUUAAAGAUCUGCUGCGGGAAUCUCUGGGUCAGUGGCGGUCUGAGGGGAGGGUCGCCGUGUGGCUGCAUGUUCCCAUCACUCAGAGCCGAUUGGCUGCGGCAGCUGCGUGUCACGGGUUCAGCUUCCAUCACGCCCGUAGAGAUGUGGCCGUUCUCAGCCUCUGGGUCGGACCGGGUCCGGACAGACUGCCGGACUUUGCCACACAUCAAAUAGGAGUCGCCGGUGCUGUUGUGAAUGAAUCAUGUGGUAAAGUUCUCGUUGUUCAGGACAGGAAUAAGACUCAGAAUGCUUGGAAGUUUCCUGGUGGUCUGUCAGAUGUCGGAGAAAACAUUGGCGACACAGCGGUCCGUGAGGUUUUUGAGGAAACUGGGGUCCGAUCAGAAUUCCGAUCUCUGCUCAGCAUCCGUCAGCAGCACAAACAUCCCGGAGCGUUCGGAAUGUCCGACAUGUACCUCAUUUGCAGACUCCACCCACUUUCGUACGACAUUAACUUCUGCACUCACGAGUGUCUGCGCUGCGAUUGGCUGGAUUUGGCUGAAUUAGCUAAGACCACCGAGACGACGCCCAUCACCAGUCGAAUAGCCAAACUUCUGCUGCACGGUUUAGAGAGAGGCUUUCACAACAUUGAUCUGUGUGUGGAGGAGCUGCCGGCCGUGUAUUCCGGAAUGUUUUAUCAGCUCUACCACAGACCGCUGCCAGAGGUUUAAGAGACAUGAAACACACGCACAUCAAACCCUCUGCGUGUUAUUUCACCUCCAAAUCAAAAGAACCUGUUUUGCAUGAACAGUUUUUUUUUUCAGAUUUUUAUUUUGUUCUGUUUUUUACGGUCAUGAGUUGUAUCUGUAAGUAUAUUUCAUGGUAGUUUGAUUCUUAAAAAAUGUGAAUAUGCGAUAAAGUGCUUUAAUGGCCCUUAAACACUAAUCAUUGGUUUCGAGGUGAAAUAUGACCUGGGAUUUUCUUAAUCUUAUAAUUCUCUAGAAUGAAUAAAUGGUGUUCUGUGACCUCUGAAGUUUUGUGUCCAGUGAAACUAUUUUAGCUUGAUUUGUAUCUUUCUCUCUGUGUUCCUGUAGCUCAGCUGGUAAAGUGUGACGCAAAUCCCAGCGAACACUGAUAGUGUGUAACUGGCACAUCAACCCAACUAUAUACCAGAGAAAUCACACACAUCACAACUGUAACGCAACAUCAUUAGCCAAAGCGACAUAUAAACAAAUCAAUCUUUUUUUGUUGUUGCUUUGGAUCCUUCAGUAAUGCAACUCAACCUGUUUACUCACAAUCUCUUAGUUUCUAUGAAAACACAAUAUAGAUCAACUCUAAAAUACAUCAUGCCGUCUGCGUAAAGAAUAAAACUCGGAGAAGCAGCAUUAAAUAAACUCA